CGUCCGUCAGUGUACGUGAGACGCGCACACGUCCAGGGCCUAUUUACUGCAUGCGUUCAGGCGCGCGUGUUCAUUUAAAACGCACGUGAACUUCUCAGGCGUCAAACACGCAAACUCGUUUUGUGCUCCUGAGAUUUAAUGUCUGAUUAAAGAAAUAAAUCUGAUCUGAUAUUAUUAAGGUCUUCAGAAUUAAAAAAGAUCAAGGCUUCCCUUGGACCAAGAUCAAGGCUCUCCCUCUGUCAUGGAGUUUGGCGUGACCCCGAGGCGGCACAACCCUGUGGACAGCAUCUGCCGCAAACUGCAGACAAUCCAGCGGCGUGACCGUGAGCCUAACUCUCCUUUUCAGAUCCCAAAACUGCAAUCGAGCAGCUACGAAAGCCCACAUACGAGCCUGCGACGCAACCUGGACAGCAUCCUGAAGAAGCGCAAAGGUGAUGCAGAGCAGAACAGCUCGCCGCUCAUGCUCACUCCCGGUGCCACACGCGCCUCAGGAAGAACCCCUGUGACACCCAUCAGUCCCGUUAAUGCCACCUACACCAUCACAGGCACGCUGGCGGAGAAGAGCAGUGCAGCACUUGGGAACAGUCGAGCCUGGCAGCUUAGCAGCUCCACACCUGCUAUCCAGGAUGGUGAUGCUCGCUUCAGCUUCACCCCGAACAACCAGGAAAGGAGCAGAGCACCAGCACAUGGCCUGCUCUCCUACAACCUUAAUUUUUGCUCCUCAGAUGCCUCCACCAUAUUAGACUGUGAGCUGCCAUAUCCAGCCCUGGUGGUCAAGAGACUCUCAAUGGGAGAUGGGGCUUCAUUGCCGUCUGAAUCCAAGAAAGAGAGUUUGGCUGAUAUCAGUCUGAUUUGUGAAGAGGACCUGCUUGAUACUAUUUUUCAGGCCUGUGAUACCAAGUGUAGAGGUAAAGUGUAUGUGUCUCAAAUCGUGGACUACCUGAGACACACGACGAGUCGUAGCUCUGAGGACAGUGGGCUGGAGGAGCUGUGUAACAUGCUGGACCCCGAACAUAAGGACAUUUCCAUCGACCUGGACACUUACCAUGCUGUAAUGAAGGAGUGGAUUGAAGACUGUCGCAAUCAGGUAAAGGACAGUAAAGAAGACGUAACUCAGGAAUUGGUCAAAUUGCCAGAUAAUUUUGCAGCUAAGAGAUCAUUUCUGCUGAAUAUGACUUCAGGAAGUCUGGAGGCUUUUGGAGGAGAAGCGUCUAGAAUUGAGCUAGAGACGUCUGAUCUGGUGUUCUGCGUGGCUGACUUGCAGUUUAAUAACCAGAAACUUCAGGAGGAGGUUCGGAAGCUGAAGCAGGCGGCGGAGGUGAUGGAGGAGACCAACCAGAAACUCAUCGAAGAGAACGAGGAGCUCAAGACUCAGGCUAAAACGGGACAGCAGCUGCUACAGAAGGAGCGCAUGCUGAAGGACGAAGUGGAGGAGAUGAAGCUGACUUUAAGCUCUUCGGAGGAGAAUCGAGCUCGAGCUUCAGCUCACAGUAAACAGCUGGAGCGAGAGAAUCAAGCUUUGAUAUCCAAGAUCUCCUCUCUGCAGGACGAGAACAUGAAGGUGUCUGUGAAGGUGGAUGAGCUUCAGAGGAAGAUUAAGGGACUUUAUGAGCUCAACGCUGACCUGCAGGCUCAGACUCAUUCGUUCGAUGCUGCCGUGUCUGAGAAGGACACUUUAAUCCAGGAGAAAACGAGGCAGAUCGAGGAGCUGAAGGCUGCAGUUAUGGAGUACUCAUCAGUGACUGAAUUGCUGAGAGCAGAGAAGAACAAGCUGGAGAGUCAGAUGCAGCUGCUGCAGCCAGAUAUGGCCAUUCCUGGAUUGUCCCUCUCGGUGGCGUACAGACUGAAUCAGAUGAGUUCAGGUUCUCUGGAGACAGAGCUGGCCCUGGCGCAACAGAAUCCACUCGAGGGGGCGGAGCCUUUCUCCUCCAUGUGCUUGGCCUCACCUCUGGACGAGACUCUGGACCGUGAGGUUCUCCUACUUCUGCAGGGUCCGACACCUGAGCAGAUGUCUGUGGAAUUUAAACUCCUGAUCAACAAGCUGAGGCAAGAGUUUGAAAAGGACACACUGGAGGUUCUCGCAGCUCUUCCAGACUUUAUGAAGAAUCAGGACAGAAGCUCUGACCCCGAGCUCCAGAGUCUGCGAGUUCAGCUGGAGAGGCGGCGUAGCGACUGGACUCACGGCCUCGAGCAGCUGAAGCAGUACACGGAAUCGCUGGAGAAGGAUCUGCUGAAGAUGGCGAGCAACAUGCGUCGGUCACGCACCGAGAUCCUGCACCUGUCCGUCAGGCUGCAGGAACAGGAGCAUCACAAACUGCUGUUACGUGAGGAACUGGACCAGCUAAAGACUGGACAGGACUGCAGAGACGCCAGCACUCAGACUGAGCCGCCGCAGGUUGAUGAUGAGAACUCAUCUCCAGAGUGGGACAGGGUGUAUCCUCUUCUCGAUUCUCCUUCUGAAGAGGAAAGCACCGAUUUCGAGAUGCACAUUCAGGAAGAUGAGAAACAGCAUCCUCCUUCUCUUCCUCCUCCUCCUCCGACUGCUGCUGAUGAAGAUGAAGUUAAUGAUGGGAUGGAGGAGUUACAGGAAGAUCUGAGUCAGCUCCAGGUGUUACAGGAGACACGCUGUGGAGAAGAUGGGAAACAAGAAUUGAUCCCGGGAAAGUCCCAGGAUGGUCCACCAGCGGUUAUACUGGCGGGUCCACCAGAGGGCGUCACGGACACAGGAACAAGUGAUGUUCUGCUUGAUGAGAAUGGACUUGAGGCUCAUGCUGAACCUCAACAGGAGGAAGCCAGAUUCCCAGCAUGCAGCGGGCCCGAUGACACCCACGAGCAGGCUGUGUGCUGCAAUGCUUCUCUUUCACACCCCCACCAUCAGUGUGCUGUUGCAGGUGAAGCGUCUCCUCUCCGCUCUGAUCUCCCUCCCCCCCACACCGGUGAUGUGAGAUCUCCUCCAGAUGAUGCACCUGCCCUGGGAAGGGGUCCUGAGGAAGAACCAGGACCUGAAGGAGAACAGGACGUCUCAAACGGCAUGAUCAGAGAGCAGAAACUGACACAGGAUCAGAUUUCUUACGUGCCGUCUGUACUGGAAAGGAGUGGUCUGUUGCCUGUAGCUGAGGUAGAGGAACCGAUGUCUGAGGCGAGUCAGCAGGGGGCCACAGCAGUUAAUUCCAAGGCAGCUAGUGGGGCAACAGGUACGAGUGCAGUGAAGGAUAACGGGGCAUCUGUCCCUCUGACCAUUAGGAACAGAAUUAAAAAAGACCUGGAGACACCCAGCAGCAGUAUGGAGACCAUUGGAGAGCAGAGGUCUCAGGAAGACAGUGACACUCCAGAUAGAAACGGUGUUCUUACUGAAGAUGGUGAGACAUUGAGGGAAGACGGAUUGACUCAGAGUGAAAAAGACAUCGAGGCCGAGUUUCUCCGUCUGUCUCUGAGUCACCGCUGUGACAUGUUCACUCUGGAGAAGAGACUUCAUCUGGAGGAGCGCUCGCGGAACCUGGCCGAAGAGAACGUCCGCAAAGAAGUGUCCAGCUGUCAGGGUCUGCUCCAGGCACUGAUCCCUCUGUGUGGAGAUGAUAACCCCUCACUGGAGAUCAUUCAGAGACUGCAGAAGAACCUGGACAUCCUGCUGCAGUCCGUGACCCGAGUGGCCAGUCGCUCUGAAAUGCUGGGCUCCAUUCACCAGGAGAAUCGGAUGGGGAAAGCGAUAGAGGUGAUGAUUCAACAUGUGGAGAACUUGAGGCGGACGUAUACAAAAGAACAUGGGGAGCUGCUGGAGCUCCGAGAGAACCACUUGCAGAAAGAAAGGACCUUUGUCUCACACACCGACCGGGAUGAGCUCAGGAAGAAAAAGGUCAGCGCUGAAUUUUACAAGGUGGCAGCCCGACGCGUCAGUAUAGCCGCCAUACCGCGCAGCGCCGGAGCGUCAUCUCCCACUGACAUGGCUAAAGAUGUCAUGGACGCAGGGAUGGAGAAGCUGGGUCAUCGGUCACCCAGGAACGUGCUCGGAAAGGGCACACAGCGGCUGCCUCUAAAGCGUUUUAUUAGUUGCGCUGAGACAGAAGUUCACGCUCUUAGGAAUAGCGAUUCGAGUCCCAUUCCGACCAGCAAUCCAAGUCCUACAACUGAAAUGGCCUCACCUUUUGCAGUGAAAUCGGCUCCUCCUGAGCUCCCUGAGGCUCCCAAAGGCGUCUGCACCUGGGCGGCAUUGAUGGUGGUGCUGGCCGCGUUCGUAGCGGUGUUGGGCAAGAUGCUGAUACAACCGGCUGCUGAUGCAGCUCCUGUAGGCACCGGUGACUCCUGGAUGGCCAUCCAGCAGAUUCUUUGGCCCUACACAGGGCUCCGGCACAACGGUCAGCCUCCUGUUUAACAUGAUCAGACUCCUAGUGGGUGGGAGGCUAAUAGCAUCCAAGAAAUCAUGACGCAUUUUUUUCAAACGGCAAAUCAACUGCAUGGAGGAAAAGUAUGACCAAGUACACUUUUUUUCCCCCCCCCACAGUUAGCAAUUAUAUAAUGAGAAUGUUUUAAGUGAGACUGAAACUUCCUGAGCUGAUUCUCUGGACAUGGACUGAAACGGCUACCUUUUUAAAAAUAUUAUGAUGAUAUCGAUGUUGAACAUUAUGAUGAUAUCCAUGUUUUUACUGACUGUUGAAGGAGUAAUGAACAUUAGUUCCAAAAAACCAAAAAAAAAAACAAAAAAAAAGACUUUGAAAUGAUUACUUAUUAUUUUAAAGUUUAGUUCUUUCGUGAGAGUUUAAAUGGGGUUUCAAUAAUGUACGAGCAAAUUUUAUUCUUCUUCAGCUUCAAAUUUUCAAACUUUUUUAUUACUAUUAUAAGGUUUUUGGUUUAAUGUGCACUGUCAUGGAUUUAAGGAUGGGGAGGAAAAACUAAUUUUUACACAAUAAAGUUAAUAAUAUAAGAUAAUACAUUCCACUUGCUCUGGAUAUCAGACAUGUGGAUUUUAAUGUGUGUUUAUUUUUUUAAAUGUUUUUCCCCCUCAUCUACACUUUCUCUGUACUUUUUUGUUCUUGGUAUAAAAUCAGUGAAUUAGAAUUUUUCUGAAAGCAAAACUGGGUCCAGGUUCUCCAGUCUGAUAUGGAUUCAGGUUUUAACCUUGUUGGUGAGGGAUUGAUUGAAUUAAAAGAUCCCAUUUACUAACCUUUUCCUCAGUUCACUAUUUUGCCUACAUUCCUAAUUUUUAGAGGGAUUGUAUACGUUUUUAUGCCAUUUCUGGAUUUAAAUUUCAAGGUUGUACAACGUAUAAAAAGUUUACACACCUGUCUUAAAAUGGCAGGUUUCACACACACAUCGUGAACUUUCAGCAUACAGUACAACAAUUAAGUGGAAACCAAUCGAACACUUUUUAUGAGUCUAAAAAUAAAAAUAUUGCACAGUG
Molecule: messenger RNA, 5395 nt
Organism: Tachysurus fulvidraco (yellow catfish)
Lineage: Eukaryota; Metazoa; Chordata; Actinopteri; Siluriformes; Bagridae
Product: lymphoid-restricted membrane protein
Exons: 37
Coding region: 242-4369 (1375 amino acids)
Cellular component (GO): endoplasmic reticulum membrane
Source: RefSeq, a predicted model, not a curated record